AUGUCUUUGUCUCCAUCUGCGCGGGAUUUGCGCUUCGUCCAGUCUCAUGCUCCAAACACAUUCAGCCAUCUGUUACCUGAGGAACCAACCAUUUCCGAGUCCUCAAAGACAAAAAGACUAGGUGCUUCUGGAGCCGUUGACAGCGGACACGAAGAGACUGACGAUGAAGUCCCCUCAGCUCAAGCCCAGCCUCCCAACUCAGUCCAAUCAAUCAAACCUGAAUCUGGCUUCAUGCCCGUAUGCUCGACACACGAUGUCAACGACGCCGGCCAAGGCGUUGUUCGACUCGCAGUUCCGCCCAUCGCCGCUGAGGUCAUCGCCACAUCAGACGGUGAUGGAGGGCUCAUCACCAGAUCCUCGUCACCAUUCUCAGCCAAAGUUGACCAUGAGUACAUGAGCGACAGUGAUCUCGUCGAGGAUACUUACCGAAAAGCUCAAGGUUAUUCGAAACUACCCGCUUCGACAAAAAGAACCUGGGAGACUGAGCGUGCAAACGCUCUCUUCAGAGCAGGCAAACCAAAGCACUUUGAGUGUUCCGAGCAUCUCCUGAGCGGCAAUCCAUGUACCACCCUCCAGGAGUACCUUCCAUCAAGAUCUGCAGCACGUCCUGUUGUUUCCCCUUUCUUUGGCCACAACAAGCGUGAAUGGAACCAGAUAAUCAAGAGCGUGCGAGUAUUUCUAUGCAGGAAAUGCUACCAGCGCUACGAACACAAGCUUCAUCCACACUUGGCGUCCAUACAGCUACCUCUUUGUCGAGAGUUGAUCGACAGACUCGAGACAUGGCGUCCUGGUUGCCUGUUCACAGUUCAGUUGACGAAAGCCAUGCAGCAAAAGAUCAAGAGAUUUGAGGUGAAGAUGAAUAUCGAAGGAGCUGUGAGACAGGAUGUAGCGGCAGAGGUAGACGCGGAAGACCUGGAUGACAAGAGUUCAGAUGUCAAGAGAGCCAGCAGCACACCAGUACUCUUCGCCAUCACAUUUGAGAAUCGAUUCGGGGGCAACAACAAGACCACAGACGAGCUUCGCAGUCUCUUCGAUUGGCUGGAGACCGAAUUGGCAGAUGGCAACAUUGAGGACCUUCCUGCCUUCGAGUCCCUGCUCCAGAUGCGCAGUCACGACAAAGAGCAGUUAGAAGCCCAGCAGAAACGUCGUCCUGCACUCAAGAAAUCUCUGCUCAUGGAAGUGCCGACUGAACUUGCUUCUACUUCAGAUCGGGCCAAUGAACCAGAGAGGACACCCACACAUAGCCCACUUUCGACAAACACCCUGCCCCCUUCUAGUGGAUUCAAGGCCAUCAACACCAUCUCUCCUUCGAUAUCCAAGGCUGGUGUGUCAAUCACUGGCCACGUUUCGACCGAUGUCUCUGUCGUCCCCAAGGAAGUAACCGUCGACACCGAGUCCUCCGGCCCAAGCAGCCCUUCGGCUCCUCCAAAGAUCAUACUGAAGCUGAGCAGAGGCAAGAAGCCCAUUGGUGCUGAUGUCGCGACCAUCGAAUCACAAACACGCAUCACCAAGAAACGAAAGCGUGACACUGCUUCAUCAAGCAAAGACAAUGAGAUUGAAGGGGACUCAGCUGCUCCUACCGAAAAGGCCAAACGUACAAAAUCGGUUCUCAAGGCUAGAAUCGAGCAGCACUUGCCUGAUGGUAAAGCCGCAGAUGAGCCUGCACUCGAAGCCGGCAGUAACGAUCAAGCCCAGGCAACCGAUGAGCCACACAUGGAAGUCACAGACGGCAGCACACAUGUGGCUUCCCUGACCUUCAGCGAGGUGAAAAUCAUCGACUUCGCACCCUACUCUUGA
Molecule: messenger RNA, 1797 nt
Organism: Aureobasidium vineae
Lineage: Eukaryota; Fungi; Ascomycota; Dothideomycetes; Dothideales; Saccotheciaceae
Source: the annotation of a GenBank genome assembly